Molecule: messenger RNA, 1742 nt
Organism: Mesorhabditis spiculigera
Lineage: Eukaryota; Metazoa; Nematoda; Chromadorea; Rhabditida; Rhabditidae
Source: the annotation of a GenBank genome assembly
AUGGGCGGCAACAUCAGCUGCACCCAGAAGCUCGCCGAGAACAAGUACCUGGGCGAGCUGUGCGGCAAGGCGCCGAUCGGGCAGAAUGACGAGUUUUGGAAGGGGCUGUUCAACUUCUACCUGACGCUCGACCUCGAUGAGGCGGCGACCGGGAAGGCCGUCGAGACGCUCAUCGAAGGCUACAACGAGCAAUUGAUGGAAAACACGCGCGAAUCCGAGAAUUUGGACCUGUUGCUGCACGUGUUCUUCGAGAAAUCGACGGUGCUGAUCAAUUCGAACGCGCAGGAGGAAAAACUCCUCAAUUUCCACGUCCAAAACGGGCUGAUCAUCGUCAAAAAUGUCAUCAAAUUCCUGUGCUCGCGCUUCACUGAGGAGGGCUUGCACGAAUUUUUGCAAAAAGGCGAGGAGGAGAAGCGGAUUGAUCGCCUCCACCAACUCGUCCUCCAGCUCACCGACAUCAUCAUCAAACUACCGGUCAAUGGAACGACAAUGCCCGUCCAUAUCGAGGCCCUAAAGUGCUGUCUAGCCCUGCUGAGUUCGCAGUUGUAUCGCGAGGACGUCGUCCAGGAUUCCAGCAUUUUUGGGCUUUUCCUGGUGGAGGAGUGCAAAGAUCGCGCCACGAUUCUGACAAAAGUUUUGUUGGACAACUACCUCAGCCACAACGCCGAGUAUAGGGCACCGCAUCAGGAGAAGGUUCCGGAGAGUAUCGUGCUCGGAUUGGCAGGAUCUCUCUGGAAUAUGGUGACGGUGGCGACUGGAUUAGAUGAUGCAGCCGAGGAGACGAUGGCCAUUUUCCAGAAUUCACAAGAAAUCUCCGUGCUGGCCGCCGAGCUUCGAACUUUCAAACUGGACUACAAUGCGUUGUACGAACGCCUUUGCGACUCGAUAGAGCAGGAACCCCCAAUGCUGCUCCUUUACAUUCUCCUCCACCACAACGUCGGCUUCCGGAAUUACGUACUGUCGCGGAUCAACCUCGAGAAGCUCGUGCUCCCUAUACUCCGAAUUCUACACGAUGGAUCACGAGCACAGACGACUUCCAACACCCAUCACAUGUAUUUGGCACUGAUCGCCGUGUUGAUACUGUCGGAGGACGACUUUUUCUGCAAAAUCAUCCACGAGACGAUGGUUCGAGGCGACUGGAUCGACCCGAAUCGGCCGAUUGGGGAAAUCUCGCUCGGCGGCCUGACGAUUAUUGUUUUCAUUCAAACUUUGAAGAAGAACGUGUUGAGGACAAAGGACCGCUAUCUCCACACGAAUUGCCUAGCCGCGCUGGCCAACAUGGCGUCCUGCUUCAAAAACCUGAGCCCGAUCGUGUGCCAGAAAGUUGUUGGGCUAAUUGAGACCCUAAAUAAGCGCUACGUCAAGCUGGUCGAAACCGUGAAGCAAAAUUCGAUAAACGACAGCCCAGAGAGCGAGAAGAGCGAGGAAAACUUGCAAGACGACGUCACAGUCCUCGAAGAGGGCAUCCGCACCCUGCUUGAAAUCUUAAACAGCGCCAUUAGCGUGCGGUUACGACACAAUGCCAACCUCAUCUACACCCUGCUGUAUCAUAAAGAACUUUUUGACAGCUUCCGGCAACAUCCAAUGUUCCAGGAUCUUCUGAAGAACAUCUCGCUGGUCAUCGAUCACUUUUCUACGAAAAUUGAUGGCGUUAAAGGCGGAUCCCUGAUCACGGUUAUCGAGGAGGAGGCUCUUAUCUGGCGCAUGGACAAGCUGCAAAAGUUCCCGGAGCUGAAGUUUAG